AUGAUCAACGAGACGCGGAGCGCGAAGGGCACGGCGCCGGCGACGCCUGCCGGGACAGGGCUGUUCAGGUGCGGCAGCGGCGAGUCGCUAGCGUCGGCGUGGACGGCAGACACAUCUGCGGGGUGCAGCCCCUGCGCGCGCAAGUACAUGGCGGGGCUGGGCGGCGGUGGUGGCGGCGGCGAGGCCGCGCCGCGGGCGACGACGACGACGAACUGGCUCCGGCCGUUGAUGGCGUUCCAGGGCUACCAGAUAUCGGGGUACAAGAAGUACCAGGUGCACGUGCUGUUGCAGACGGUGGCGUUGCCGGCGGAGGGGUGCGCGGCGGCGACCACGCCGCACGUGACGGGGUUUCUCACGAUCCGCGGGCUGACGAACCAGCACCCGGAGAUCACGACGUUUUUCGAGAGCUUCGCGGUCAACGACACGGUGGGCUUCCUCUCGAGCAGCAUGCCGCCGGAGUUGGCGGAGUACAAGAGCAGCGACCGCGUGGACCUGGAGCACUGGUUGAACUUCCCGAGCUUCAAGGAGCUCUGCAUGGCCGGCGGCGGCACGACGGUCGCGGACAUCAUGGACGGACACUACACGCACCGCGACUACCUCGCGCGGCGCUUCGUGUUCAUGCGCUGGAAGGAGAAGUUCCUGGUGCCGGACGAGGAGGUGGGCGCGGUCGAGGGCGCGUCCUACGACGGCUACUACUACAUCGUGCACGACCAGGUCACGGGCAGCGUGCUGGGCUUCUACUACCACAAGGACGCGGAGAAGUUCCAGCAGUUGGAGUUGACGCCGGUGUACCCAGACCGCCAGGGCGUGUGCUGCUUCGAAUUCGCAUGA
Molecule: messenger RNA, 831 nt
Organism: Eremothecium gossypii ATCC 10895
Lineage: Eukaryota; Fungi; Ascomycota; Saccharomycetes; Saccharomycetales; Saccharomycetaceae
Gene: VID24
Product: glucose-induced degradation complex subunit VID24
Exons: 1
Coding region: 1-831 (276 amino acids)
Biological process (GO): protein catabolic process in the vacuole; negative regulation of gluconeogenesis; proteasome-mediated ubiquitin-dependent protein catabolic process
Cellular component (GO): GID complex; extrinsic component of membrane
Source: RefSeq, marked provisional